This is a messenger RNA of Argentina anserina (silverweed cinquefoil), 1117 nucleotides long. Its product is annotated as probable jasmonic acid carboxyl methyltransferase 2. The record is from RefSeq and is a predicted model, not a curated record. The transcript has 4 exons. Gene Ontology annotation, biological process: methylation. Lineage: Eukaryota; Viridiplantae; Streptophyta; Magnoliopsida; Rosales; Rosaceae. Gene Ontology annotation, molecular function: S-adenosylmethionine-dependent methyltransferase activity. Bases 20 to 1117 code for a protein of 365 amino acids.
CCAAAACUCGAGAAAUAAUAUGGAGGUAGCGCAAGUUCUUCACAUGAAUGGCGGAGACAGCAAAUCAAGCUACGCAAACCACUCACUGCUUCAAAGAGCUGUGAUUUCGACGGUGAAGCCUAUAGUAGAGGCAAGCAUAGAGGAGCUCUGCAGCAAUCUCUUCCCGGAGUGUCUGAAAAUAGCAGACUUGGGAUGUUCUUCGGGACCCAAUACCCUUCUGGUGGUAUCAGACAUCAUAAACAAUAUCCAGAACACGUUUCGGAAGCUCGACCGUCCACCGCCGUCGCUCCAAGCAUUCUUGAAUGACCUUCCGCGGAACGAUUUCAACACGGUGUUCAGGUUACUGCCUGGAUUCUAUAAGAAGCUCAAUGAAGAACAUGAGAACAAGGGUUCUUAUUUCAUUGCAGCAAUGCCUGGUUCCUACUAUGGGAGGCUCUUCCCGGACAACUCUCUUCAUUUUGUUCAUUCUUCAUAUGCUCUCAUGUGGAUCUCUGAGGUUCCGAAAGGGUUGGUAACAGAAGGAGGAGAGGGACUGAACAAGGGGAACAUAUACAUAGCGAAGACAAGCACACCAGCUGUGUUUCAUGAAUACUUUGAACAAUUCAAAAGGGACUUUACAGUCUUUCUGAGGUCUCGGGCACAAGAGCUAGUCCCGGGAGGUAGUAUGGUCCUCACAACCAUGGGCAGCAUAAAGAGCAAUGAUCCCCACUGCAUUUGGGAAUUCGUCGGAUCAAAACUUUAUGACAUGGUCUUAGAUGGUUUGAUUGAAGAGGAAAAAUUGGACACAUUCAAUCUGCCGUAUUAUGCACCAACAAUGGAUGAGGUGAAAGAGGUGAUAGAGGCGGAAGGUUCUUUUACUUUGCAAAACCUCGAAGUUUUUAGAAAUGACUGGGACUCUUAUAUAAAACAAACCAACAGUAGCUUUGACAAGAAGUCGAGGGCAGCAAUACUAUCCACUGACAUAAGAGCCGUGGGAGAGCCUAUUCUGGCCAGCCAUUUCGGAGAGGAAACCAUGGAUGAUUUGUUUCGCAGGUUUGAAGAAGAUGUUCUUGAUCACAUGGAAAAGGAGAACUGCCAGUUCAUUAACCUUGUUAUCUCGUUAACUAAGAAGUGUUGA